Molecule: messenger RNA, 2053 nt
Organism: Olea europaea var. sylvestris
Lineage: Eukaryota; Viridiplantae; Streptophyta; Magnoliopsida; Lamiales; Oleaceae
Product: mitochondrial-processing peptidase subunit alpha-like
Exons: 13
Coding region: 146-1663 (505 amino acids)
Biological process (GO): proteolysis
Cellular component (GO): mitochondrion
Molecular function (GO): metalloendopeptidase activity; metal ion binding
Source: RefSeq, a predicted model, not a curated record
AGGGAGAAAUUCUCGCACGUGAUAUGAUCCUCGUUCGGCGUACACUCCUUCCUCAAACCCCGAAACCAGAAAAAGCACAGUCAGCCUUGAGCUGAAAUCCCCUAACCCUCAUUUUCUCACUAGUACAAUUCAUCAAAUCAUCGCCAUGUAUAGAACCGCAGCUUCUCGCCUCAGGACUCUCAAGGACCGAACCAGUAAUAGGCGAUUGACUAGAUUUGCAAGUACGAGUGCCGUUGCAACCAAGACAUCAUCAGGGGGUUUCUUUAGCUGGUUGACUAGAGAACACUCCUCGUCACUUCCUCCUCUAGACUUCCCACUUAAGGAUGUUACACUUCCACCUUCAUUGCCUGAUUUUGUUGAGCCUGGAAAGACCACUAUAACGACUCUUCCCAAUGGCCUCAAAAUUGCAUCUGAAACAUCUGCGAACCCAGCAGCUUCAAUUGGGUUAUAUGUCGAUUGUGGCUCAAUAUAUGAAACUCCAGUGUCAUUUGGUGCCACACAUCUCCUGGAACGUAUGGCCUUCAAAAGUACUACCAACCGGAGCGACUUGUGUGUUGUUAGAGAAGUUGAGUCAAUUGGUGGCAAUGUCAUGGCUUCUGCCUCUAGGGAACAUAUGGGUUACACCUGUGAUGCUCUGAAGACCUAUGUUCCUCAAAUGGUAGAGCUCCUGAUUGACUCUGUGAGGAACCCUGCUUUUCUGGAUUGGGAGGUUAGCGAACAGCUCCAUAAGGUGAGUGCAGAGGUUAGCGAAUGCUCUAAAAACCCACAGAACUUGCUUUUGGAGGCUAUUCAUUCAGCUGGUUACUCUGGUCCCUAUGGGAAUGCUCUUUUGGCUUCAGAAUCCGUGGUGAAUAGAUUGAACAGUGCAGUUUUGGAGGAUUUUGUUGCUGAAAACUAUACUGCUUCUCGGAUGGUUCUUGCUGCAUCAGGUGUUGACAAUGAUGAGCUAUUAAAAUAUGCUGAACCACUUCUAUCUGACCUUCCCAAUGUACCACGUCCUACUGAGCCAAAAUCAGUUUAUGUAGGGGGUGAUUAUCGUCAUCAAGCUGAUUCAGGGACAACCCAUUUCGCUCUUGCCUUUGAACUUCCUGGUGGUUGGGUCAAGGAAAAGGAUUCAAUAGUUUUGACAGUUCUCCAGAUGCUUAUGGGAGGAGGUGGAUCUUUCUCAGCUGGUGGUCCUGGGAAGGGGAUGUACUCUAGACUAUAUCUCCGAGUCCUGAAUGAAUAUCCCCAGAUUCAGUCAUUUUCUGCAUUCAACAGCAUUUACAAUCAUACUGGAUUAUUUGGAAUUCAAGCUACCACUGGUUCCGACUUUGUAACAAAAGCAAUUGACAUAGCAGUUAAAGAACUCAUUGCGGUUGCGACUCCAGGAGAAGUUGACCAGGUACAGCUGAAUCGUGCUAAACAAGCGACAAAGUCUGCUAUAUUGAUGAACCUGGAAUCCAGAAUGGUUGCUUCAGAAGACAUAGGUAAACAGAUUUUGACAUAUGGAGGGAGGAAACCAGUCGAGCAUUUCUUGAAGGCUGUAGAUGAAAUUACAGCAAAGGAUAUAGCUUCCGCUGCAGAGAAGCUUUUAUCAUCUCCUCUCACAAUGGCAUCUUAUGGAGACGUUAUUUAUGUUCCAAGUUAUGAUGCGGUUAGCAGCAGGUUCCAUUCAAAGUGAAAACAUCCUUGUGUGGAUUUGUCAUACUCCAGUCAGAGCCCUUUUCAUUUUUUUCAAGUUUUGUCCCCCUUUUGAGCAGCUAAUAGCUGUGAAAAUAAGGAAACUUGAGAUUCUUUUAUAUGAACGAUAAUUGUCUUUGGGCAUAUUUGAAGAUGCCUGAUUGAUUAUUUAGACGACUUGUAAUUUGUCGUGUCCAAAUUUUCUGGUUCCACAGCUCUUUCAAUCAUCUGAUUGCUAAACUUCAUCCCAGAUUAAAAAUUUUGCUAUUCCUUAUCUCAUUUCCACAUUCUUAUAAAACCUGAUGGUUACUCUGUGAGCCAUUCUACUUGUAUAAUAACAGAACCGGAAGUUUGGGAACUAUCUAGUUAAAAACCUUUUUUUUUUGGGCUC